This is a messenger RNA of Anolis carolinensis (green anole), 1897 nucleotides long. RefSeq lists its product as uncharacterized. The record is from RefSeq and is a predicted model, not a curated record. The coding region runs from base 24 to 1880 and encodes 618 amino acids. Lineage: Eukaryota; Metazoa; Chordata; Lepidosauria; Squamata; Anolidae. The transcript has 2 exons.
AGCAUCAGUAUUGUGAUGCCACAAUGGUCCACAGCUCUGCCCCGGGGCAGCACGGAGGCCAGGGAGACCAGGAAAGGACACUCACGAGGAAGUCCACCCGAGCCAGCGCUGAGCCCCCACCACCGGGUUGCCCACCCAUGGCUCCCCAGCGCCUGCCCCUCGUGGCCGCCUUGGCCUGGGCCCUCCUGGCGCUGCCCUCCUUCUGGGCCCAGGAAGCCCACUGCAUCCGGACCCCCUGCCAGCAGCACUGCCGCUACCGCAAGCCCCCGGUCUCGGACCACUGGUCGGGCCACUGGGUGCCCCUGAUGAUCAUCGUGGGGGGCUGCUGCGGCCUGGCCUGGUGCAUCCUCUUUGUGGGCUGCGAGGCCAGCCAGAGGGCCCGCAAGGAGCUGCCCCAGCUGCCCCAGCUGCCCCCCGAGGAGGCCGAGGAGGCCGAGGAGGAGGAGAUCCCCCCAGAAAAGACGCCCCUGCCCCCCGCUGUCCAAAGGGAACUGAGCCGGAUUUUGUUCCGACGGGACAGCCAAAACUCAAACGUCGGGAACGGGAUCCAAGAGCGGCAGGAAAACCCCGUCUCGGACGACGUGAGCAAAAGCGUGAUCAAACUGGAACGGAAAGGCAAGAGCGAGAGGCUCUCCGCGGACAAAAGCAUCCUCCAACUCUCUAGGGAAGCCACCAGCAAGAGUUUGGUGUCAGAGCCGAACCAAAGUAUCAUCCAGUUGGCCAAGAAAGCCACGAGUUCAAAUCACGGCAUCCUUCCCAUCGGAUCCGUAACCCAAGUGGGAAGCAAUAUUCUGUUGGAGAAAGUCGGGAGCGCGACGCAAGUAGAGGACGGCUUCGGUGGUCAAUUGGCGAAUAAUCCGAUGUACGAAAGGGUCGGGAGCGUGACACGAUUGGCAAGCCAAACAAUACUGGAGACGAGCAGAAGAGCGACGCUUUUCCGCGACGAGGCCUUGCCGCGACUGCCCAAGGAAAGCGAAAACUCGAACCCGGGUUUGUGGAGCUUCGUGGAGAAAGAGCUGGAAAUUUUGCUCCAAGCUUUGCGCCUCCGACGGCCCGUGAGAAGCGCAACGUCGGCUUCGGAGAAACUCAGCGCCAUGCUCUCCAGGGAGGACAAGGCGGUGGGCACGGAUGCCAAGGAUGUGCCAUGUGUGCCGAACACGAUCGCCAUGAACACGAUAGCAACAAAUACGCCGAUAACCAUGCACAUGCCUAAUACGAUGGAUAUGCCAAACACGAUGGCCACAGAUAUGCCGAUAACCAUGCACAUGCCUAACGCGAUGGCCAUGGAUAUGCCGAAUACGAUGCCCAUGCGCAUGCCCAGCACGAUGGCCAUGGAUAUGCCGAAUACGAUGCCCAUGCGCAUGCCCAGCACGACGGCCAUGGAUAUGCUGAAUACGAUAGCCACGAGUAUGUCGAAUACGAUAGCCACAAAUAUGUCGAACACGAUGGCCUCGAAUAUGUCGAACCCGGCCUCGAAUAUGUCGAACUCAAUGACGAACACGAUGGCCAUGGAUAUGUCGAACACGAUGCUGAACAUGAUGCCCAUGGAUAUGCCCAACACAUUGGCUAGAGAUAUGUCGAAUACGAUGCCCAUGGAUAUGCCAAACACGAUGCGCAUGGAUAUGUCGAAUACGAUGCCCAUGGAUAUGCCGAAUAUGAUGCCCAUGGAUAUGCCGAACACGAUGCGCAUGGAUACGCCAAGCGUUGCGACCGCCGGGACCGGGACGCCGCCGCCACCCUCGCACCAACCUCGAAUGGAGGAGAACUCGCACUUGGUGCGCUUGAUCAUCUGCGAGAUCCCACGGAGCCGGAGCCCGAGCCCCGUCCGGGGCCGAGGACGCGGGCGGAAGCAGAGAUGCGUCAGCCGAAAGCGUAAAUAAAACGGUGCCCAAAGCGA